AUGGAUGACUUCGUUAGCGAGUCCGACAGUGACUACACCAGCUAUUGGCGGGACUGGUUCAUCUCAUCCCGCGGCAACGAAUACUUUUGCGAAAUCGACGAAGACUACCUGACGGACCGCUUCAACCUGACGGGCCUCAACACCGAGGUGCAGUACUACCAGUAUGCGCUCGACCUGGUGACGGACGUCUUCGACCUCGACUGCGACGAUGACAUGCGAGAGACUAUCGAGAGCUCGGCUAGACAUCUCUACGGCCUGGUGCACGCGCGAUACAUUGUCACGACGCGCGGUCUGACAAAGAUGCUCGACAAGUACAAAAAGGCCGAGUUCGGCAAAUGCCCCCGCGUCAACUGCCACUCCCACCCCCUCCUCCCCAUGGGCCUCUCCGACAUCCCCAACCUCAAGCCCGUCAAGCUCUACUGCGCCCGCUGCGAGGACCUCUACAACCCCAAGUCGUCGCGCCACGCCUCCAUCGACGGCGCCUACUUCGGCACCUCGUUCCACAACAUCAUCUUCCAGGUCUACCCGGCCCUCAUCCCCUCCAAGAGCAUCGAGCGCUACAUCCCGCGCGUCUACGGCUUCAAGGUGCACGCCGCCGCGGCGCUCGUCCGGUGGCAGGACCUCAAGCGCGACGACAUGCGGAGGAGGCUGCGCAAGCUCGAGAUCGAGUCCGGCUUCAGGGAGGAGCAGAUUGAGGACGACGACGAGGAGGAGGACGACGAUGUCGAGUUUGAGGGCGUGGAGGCGAACAACGCCGCCAACAACAACGUGAGGCUGAUCGAGGGGCCGAACUGA
Messenger RNA from Trichoderma citrinoviride, 795 nucleotides. Its product is annotated as casein kinase II, regulatory subunit. The transcript has 3 exons. Gene Ontology annotation, cellular component: protein kinase CK2 complex; cytoplasm. Gene Ontology annotation, molecular function: protein kinase regulator activity. NCBI's taxonomy places the organism in Eukaryota, Fungi, Ascomycota, Sordariomycetes, Hypocreales, Hypocreaceae. The record is from RefSeq and is a predicted model, not a curated record. The coding region runs from base 1 to 795 and encodes 264 amino acids.